Molecule: messenger RNA, 2469 nt
Organism: Thlaspi arvense
Lineage: Eukaryota; Viridiplantae; Streptophyta; Magnoliopsida; Brassicales; Brassicaceae
Source: the annotation of a GenBank genome assembly
AUGUCUGGAAACAACGAAAGAUGGUCUAACUCUAGGCCAGUUUCUGUUCCUAAUCGAAGUGGAAGUGCUCCUCCGAGCAUGGAGGGGUCUUUUCUAGCUGUUGAUAAUCUCUUGUCACGACAGGGAGGGUCGGGUUACAACAACUCGAAGCUUCCGAGUGAUCCUGUGACCACUCAUCCCUCUUAUUCGUCUAAGCACAACCUUAAGCGCAUACCUUCUCCCCCUGUUUAUUACCCUACUGAGUAUCAGAUGAUAGACAAUCGUGUAGGUAGAUUUAGAAGUAACCGGGGAUUGAAUAAAGCUAAUUCUCCCAUUCAUUUGUCUCAAGGCACACUUUCUACUCACAAGGAAGUGUCUGAGGAUGAAAGCUCUCAACAGCAAUCUGUUAAUAGUGUUUCAGAUAGGACACCUGUUUCUCAAGGUUUGGAAGAUUCCAGGCAGGAUGAUAGUUCUUCUGCGCCAACCCCUCAACAUAGUCGGUCUAACUCUUCGAAUGGCGAAAUGAACACGGCGGAUGAGAGUGGUAACUUCUCGGAGAUAUCAGAUGAUGCCAUGGUUAAAGAUAAUGCUGCUUCAAUGAUUAAAGCUUCCAUUGGCAUCGAAAAGAAUGCCGAUGAAUCGGCUAUCAUCUCUAAGAUGAAGAACGCUAACAUAUCUGGAUCCGGAACGGCUAAAUACCCUCGAGAACCAAGGUACGCAAGGCCAGAAAGGCAGGUGUAUCAACAGCAAAAUAGCGUAACAUGGGUUCAAGGUGGUAGCAAAAUGGGUUCUCAUGGUGUCAACGAUGCAGUCACAGGGACGGGUCAGUCCCACUAUGGUCAUCCUGUGCUUCAGUCUUCAGGUUUUACCCCGCCUCAGCUUUACGCGGCUAACCAAGCGGCCUAUGUGACUUCACCAGGUCAUGUCUAUAACAUGCAGUCUCCUGCUGUUUACUCUCCUCAAUAUGGUUAUGGACCAUACACUAACGUGAUCCCUCAGUAUGUACCUGGAUACCAUUCCCAUGGCUCUGUCCCGUUUAUCGUCGGUCCAGAGUUUGUUCCUCAGUUAUCUGGGCCAAGUGCGGCAAAUGUAGUCCACGGAGGUGAAAUGCAGUAUGCUGAGAAGUUCUAUGCUCCACCGGGACAACCUUCUUUUCAAGAUCCUAUGUAUAUGCAGUACAGUCAACAGUCGUUGGGGCAGAUGGACCCGAUGGCUCCUAGAGGGAACCACAAGAAUGCUAUUGAGCCUCAGAAAGAUGAGCAGAAGUUCGUGAGGCAGAUAAGAGGGCCGAGUAACUCGAAUAUGGGUAGAAUGGGAAUGAUGGGACUUGGUUAUUAUGGAGUCCAGCCAAAUAUGGGCGUUAUGGUUCAGUAUCUGCCUACACAGCUCGGUGCUCCUCUCUCACCGGGCUCUGUUCCCUAUGUCGAAACAUAUCCUGGAUGGCAGCCACAGGGGAGCUUGGAAGGUACCAAUGGCCCGAGAUUGUGCAAUUUUCUCGAAGAGCUGAAAUCUGGGAAAGGCAGGAGUGCGGAUCAACACGGGAGCAGAUUUAUUCAGCAAAAGCUUGAGAAUUGUAAUCCAGAAGAAAAAGCAGCUGUCUUUAGGGAAAUUCUUCCUCAUGCCUGCAAACUAAUGACUGAUGUGUUUGGCAAUUAUGUCAUUCAGAAGUUUUUCGAAUACGGAAACUCGUCACAGAGAAAGGAGCUCGCGGAUCAACUCAUGGGACAGAUAGUACCACUUAGUCUGCAGAUGUACGGAUGUCGCGUGAUACAAAAGGCUCUUGAUGUGAUAGAACCUGAUCAGAGAGUUCGUCUAGCACGUGAACUUGAUGGGCAGGUCUUGAGAUGUGUUCGAGACCAAAAUGGCAACCAUGUGAUCCAGAAAUGCAUCGAGAACAUCCCUGCAGACAGAGUUGGGUUCAUGCUAUCUGCAUUUCGUGGUCAAGUUUCCUCGCUCUCUACGCAUCCUUAUGGCUGCCGUGUCAUACAGAGACUUCUGGAGCGUUGCUCAAAUGAGCAUCACUGCCAGUUCAUUACCGAGGAGAUACUGGAAUCAGUAUGCGUCCUUUCCAAGGACCAAUAUGGCAACUACGUCACACAGCAUGUCUUGGAGAAAGGGACAUCUCAAGAACGAGAGAGGAUCGUGAGGAAACUAUCGGGGCACAUCGUGCAGCUUAGCCUGCAUAAAUUCGCAUCAAACGUUAUAGAGAAGUGUCUGGAGUAUGGUGGUCGAAUCGAGCGGGACAUCAUCAUCAAAGAGAUUGCAGGGCCCGACGAGAGCUAUGAUAGUCUAUUGAUGUUGAUGAAAGACCAGUAUGGCAACUAUGUGGUUCAGAAGAUAUUCGAGACGUGUACUGUUGAUCAGCGUGCGACAUUGUUCAGCCGAGUACGAAUGCACGCUUCGGCUUUGAAGAAGUAUACAUAUGGGAAACAUAUUGUUACUCGUUUGGAACAGCCUUUUGGUGAAGAAAGCCAAGAAGUGAGGCGAUGA